AUAAUUAUCAACAGUGUCUCUUGUCCCUUCACAGUGUUGCUGAACGUGUUGGUCAUAAUGGCGGUAAAGAAGCGUCCAAGCCUACAGAGUAAUACAAACAUCCUGCUUUCUUGUUUAGCGGUAACUGAUCUGUUGACUGGUUUAAUAGUGCAACCAUCGUUCGUCGCUUGGAAAAGCUUUUACGUGCUAAAAAGCGUCAACGUUACUGCAUUCAUGGAGGUUCAGAACUAUUUUUUACGCUUUCUUACUAUUAGUUCAUCUCUUCAUCUGAUGUUAGCAACUUGCGAGAGGUUGCUAGCCGUUAAAUAUACAAACUAUUAUUCAUACAUAGUCAGAAAGCGAAACAUUAAGGUAUCGGUUCUUGCAAUUUGGUCCUUUUCCUUUGUAACUGGAGUAUUAAGUUUCGUAAAAUCCGACAUUUCAAAAUAUGCAAUGAAAACUUUGCAUUUCUUUGCGCUGUCUUUCAGUAUUAUUUUUAUUGUUGUAACUUACAUUAUUUUGUAUCGCGAAACUCUUCGCCAUCGAAAGAGGAUCAGAACUCAACAGCUUCCACAAACUGAAAUUGAAAGAUUCGUAAAAGAAAACAAAGCGCUGAAGACAACUGUACUUGUGGUUGGUGCCGUCCUGUUAUGUUUCCUACCCAUGACUGUAUAUCAGCUCUUAACAACAGUAUUAUCCAAGCAAAAUCAACUCCUCCUUUUUGCUUCUGGAGAAAUGAAGGAAAUUCUUAGUAUCGUGAUUCGAACGCCUGGCAUGUUAAACUCUCUUGUAAAUCCACUGAUUUACUGUAUGCGCCAGAAAGAAAUGAGAAAGUUUGUAUUUAGUUUGCGGUUUUCCCACUCCAUUAACCCUGUAAACUAAGACAACAAAUAGUUUGUCUGUGUGUAAAUUGAUAGGAACUGUGAAAAAUAAAUGUUAAAGUUUGCACAGCAGAGCAGAGAUUUCGUUCAAAAAUUAUACUGAACCAUUCUGGUUACGACAUGAUGAAAACUAUCUCUCAGAGCAUUUUGUCAAUGACAGGCUAAUGACAUAUUCCAUUUUCGCUGAAUCUAACGUAUCCUUGGCUCGGAGACCCAGGGGAAGAUACGGUGGAUCUUCCUUAAAGACAGAAAUACUGACUCUAGAAAUCCGUAACCUACUAAAGAGACCUAGAACUUCGUAAAGCGGUGUAGUGGAGGAUUUGAUGAUGUAUAUACCAGGAACCAGGUUAUUUCCGAUUUCGGCUUCUGUGUAUGCGUAGAGUGGAAGAAUUCUUCUACUGUAAUCCAACUCCAUGCAUAGUGUCUUUUUUUUUGCUGUAAACAUGCGACUUUUUUCGCUUUGCUGUGAGAGUUUUUUCCCUCAAAAGGUAAAGAGAUGCAGAAGGCUCCUAAAGUUAAGUAGGGAUUUGAAGGUUUCUUUUUAGUGGCUUAGAGUUUAUUAGUUUAAAUUUAAUUGUUUUUAUUAUAAGUAUUAAAACGGAGGCAUCGCUUUUAGCCCUGGCUAAAUCUAUAUUAAACAUUAAAGAGCUAUAGACACUUCGUCCUUACAGAGUCAUGAACCUGGUCUGUCCGGACAGGUCUUGCCAGUUCCUGGUCUUGACAAUCAUUCAUUUUCCUUCGCACUAUUUCAAAUGCCUUUAAUGGCAAUUAUCCCAACCUGCUCAAUUUAUCUUUUGUCAAACGCAGGGGGAAUUCUCGUGGAAUCGAAAUUUUACGGACCCCCAAGCAAGUUUAGACUGAAAAAUAUCGAGAGAGUAAAUUUUACAUGCAUCCUCCAUGAAACGUUGUUAUAUUAGCGCAGUCGUGCUGUGACAGAAAAGAAAAUAUACUACUAUUUAAAGAAUAUCUCACUACAAACAUCCCUUUAAGUCUAGAAUUUGCCCCGGCAGUAACAGGCAAAUCAAGACAGGAAUUUACAUUGAUCGAAGUAAGAAUGUUUUUUUAAGUAUGAAUUCUUUGAAAUGAAUAAUAGAACAUUUAUUGAAUCGGUUGAUUAUCAUACGUUUCUGGGAAACUGACCACCUACCCUUCCCCUAAGCCAACAUUUUACCCUAAGUGAGAAUUAAGUGUUAAUGUUGGCUUAGGGGAGGGGUAGGUGGGCGGUAUAAUGAUCCGAAUCGGUUUUUUUAUGAUCUGAAGAAUAGCCCAUUUUACAGUAACAGGUGAAAACGAGGCUGGAGUUGACCUUGUUUUGAUACAAACCUUCUUACUAUAUUAUGUAAAUCAGGUUUUUCGUAUGCUAACCGCGAAUUUUAACAAUAAUUUCCAUAAGAAAAGAAAAGAGGUUUAUAUCAAAACAAGGUCAACCUUAGCCUGACGUCUUCUCAAAGUCUAGGAUACUAAGCCCACAACUGAUCGGAAAUUGUACUCAGCCUCAUUCAAUAAUUACGUACUAAGUAUUUUUCCUUCCUUGUUCAUAAUAUAACCCUUCACCUUCACCGGCGAAAAAUGUCUGCGCAUGCUCUACUAAAAAUGGCACGUGAUCUAUUUCGGGCAAUGUCAUUGGCUCUGAGUCAAAAAUACCCGCGAAAUGUUGUUGAGAUGAAAGAAGCGAUGGCAGCUUUUUUUGGCAGUGACAGCGUUGCAAUUUCUUGCCACUGUAAGAGAUCAAAAAUUAUUUUCAUCAAAGUUUUGACGGAAGUGUGUUCUCUAGAGAAUAUAUCGUCCUGGAACUGGCGAAAAAUCGCAGUGGCAUGGUCUGUUUCAGUGUUGUUGACGUUAAGAUCGCUGGUUUGCAUGUGGAAGACAUGCAGAAAAGGUGGGUAAUUUUUACUCUCUUUGUUUACUGCAUGUUCCGUGCAACUCGGUACCAAAAGAAAUUAAAAAGUAGUGGAAGAAAAAUUAUUGGGCUUUGUUUUGGUAUAUAAAUUAGCUUGUACCGAGUUGCACGAAAGCGUCAGUUUUAUUGAAUGUGUAUCCCGUUUUUGUGUCAAAAUUCGAAUUUGCGAAUCUAACAUUCGACAACAUUCGACUGUUGAUCGAAAAGAGCGUAUUACAACGCUAUCCAAAAUGUUUUUGUUGUUUAGUUCAAGUUUCUUAUCACGGAUUCAACCAAAAAAAGUAGAGGGACAGACAUUUUUGGGCUUUGUUUUGUUAAUAUGACUUAGCUAGUACUUUGUUGCUGGAAAAACUAUAUUUAGAUGCUAAAUCUCCUUGUGUGUGUGUUUACUCCGUUUAUGGCAGAAAAAUAAGCUUACGCUUUCGAUACGCUUGGUUCAAGUUAAUCUCGUGUCACUCGGUACAAAGGGAAAUUAUAAAGAAGGUAAAUUAAUAUUCUUAGCGAUUGUCUUGCUGUUUAAAUUGUCUUGUGGCUAGUGGAUCGAAAGCGACCGGGUUUGCCGCAGUUUUCUAAAGUGCGUAGUUCGAAACGUUAUGUUGUCGAUCGAUGCAGAUUUCAUUGUUGUUGCACAUUAGGGCCAUUUAUACGAGGAAAAAUAAGACGCGUCUUACAUAAGACGCGUCUUAUUUUUCCUCGUAUAAAUGGUCCUAUUAUUACAGCUUUGUAUGUGAAAGAAAUUUGAGUUUUAACCGAACUGUCGAAUGAAAAAAUGUGGGAGUGUUUUCAUUAAACGCUUAGACUGUCUUGGAGCUACAGUUUGAUAGGUCCAGCAACAUUUUGAUUUGUAAAAAAAAUUCUGUUUACAGAAUGUGUACAGCUUCUGUACAUUUAGGGUUGCAAUUUUAUAAUUGAAGGAUCGAAGUUUAGAUUAUUUUGCUCAUAAACUUGGCUUGGGAUUAUCCAUACAACGACUUAGGGAAAGUUCAUUUAAUAUGACAAGGGGGGGAUGAAGAUAUUGAGGGGGGGCUCCGAAAAUUUUUAGACACCCGAAGGGGGGGCUCUGAAAAAAUUGUUGCGCUAGGAGGGGGGACUCCGAAAAUUUGUAUACUUCAAAACCAACACAUGACAUCAUCAUACAGAUCGGAUGGUUUUCAACUCAACAAUUUAAUGACCUGUGCAACUCAGCUAUAUCACGUGGUUUACAGAUAUAACAAAUGUAGUCUCAGUAAUUAUUACACUCUUGUUCAUCCCAAAAAUGCUUUAGAAAAUUGUAUCACAACUGUAUCUCAAGUUUGUCAUAGUAUAAACCAUUGAAGACAAUAACGGUAAAUAUAUUUAAUACAGUCUAGCGAUCUUUUUUCAGGGGAGCAAAGGAAUUGAAGGAGGAGGGGGGGGGGGGCUCUGAAAUUUUUUCGACUACCAAGGAGGGGGCUCCUAAAAAAUUGAACCGCUAGCGAGGGGGGCUGCUAAAAUUUCAAGCUUCGAGUUUCAAUAUCUUUAUCCCCCCCCCCCUUGUCAUAUUAAAUGAACUUUCCCUUACUUGUUACUUUCUUCGUAAGAAACCGCACUUGCGGACAUUAUUUCGCCCGUGUACAAUUUUUUAGUACUAAAUUUUUGUACACAGGGCUUUCUGUGGGGGUUGCCUCUUUACUUGAAAAUUGUAUCCUGGAAGGAGAUGAACAGGGUAAUUUUCCUGUGAAUUCUUUUGUUUUUCUGUCCAUCGUUUUUGGCUUAAUUUUUCUGGAGCAAAGUUACGAGUGAAUGAUAGAGUUAACAUGCUAUUAAGUAUUCAAAAGUUCUUUCCAAGAAAAAAAAAAAUUAUCACAAAGUAAGCUUACAGGAGUUUAAAGUUUGGAGUAAACUUUGAGUCUUAAUGAAAUUUUAGUUGGAUCAUGUCGAUGAAUGCAGUUGUGUAGGAUAUACAGUUUCCAAUUUUGAUCUUCUGUCAGAAUUAUGAGAGCACAGUCAAAUACAGAUCUCAUUCAAACUCUACAGUUUCACUGUAAUUAUCGUUUGUUUCUAUUCCUAUAAACUUAUCAUUAGGUCUACAUUUUGCAUAAAUUUAAUGUAAUAUAUAUUAUUUGAAGGGGUUGUUGUUUCACAGUGAAGUAGUGUUAAAUUUCACUUUGUUUUUUUCAUAUGAAGUUCAGUUUCUUCUUAGUUGUUGGCUAAGGUGUUGAAGUAUGUGACAUUUUAAUAUAUUUUAUUUAUUUCUCUUCAGAAAAGAUUGAUUGAUCCUGCAUCAAACAAAGUGCAGCCUCACAAACAAGAUUUUUGACGCACAAAUGUGUACUCAAGCAAAGCAUAUGUCCCUGACAGUGUCAAUAAAAUUUAUCAAUGGAAAGAUCUGGGUUUUUACUCCUUUGUAGCACUUUUGACUACGCAUCAGUUUUCCAAACUAUGUGCUAAAAAAAGCAGAUAUAAUCAGUAUUUUUUGCAACUAACAUAUUUGUAAUCAAAGUUCUCUUCUUCUUUAUAAAUUAUUUCCCUAAUUUAAAAAAUUUCAUUAUCUUAUUCAGAUCAAGCACAGUAACCAUUGAAAAGAAAAAAAAAAACCUGCUCGGUCAUAGACGGCUUUAAAGUUUUGAUCUUAAAAUUGUACCCGUUCACAAUGAAAAGAACAUGAAUGCAGACACCACAGUUCAUUUAGCUCAUGUUCAAGCUUUUUUUUUUAUAAAUUAUAAAGUCUUGCUGGAGAAAAAAAAAUUUUGCUCAAUCUUUUCGGUGAAAAACAAAGAUGAAAUAACUUCCAGGUGUCUAAGCAAUUUCAAAGGACCCAUAGUGUCUUAUUUCUCCGCUGCAUUGAGCUGUCAACAAAGGCCGUUUUUCCUAGUGACCCGGCUUUUAUCAGAAAUAUUGUUGUCCUUCGUGAUCGUGAAAAGUGAUACCUUAAACAAGUCCAAAGCUGAAUCCGGUAAACUGGCCAAAACACGAGCAUCGCGGGGAAAGAAUCCCAUAGGAAUAGGUGAAAAAGGAUAAUAAAAAGUCUGGGCUAUUCUAAGAAAAUCCGUAUAUGCAUUUGCAACUCAUAUUAAGCAGCAAUUAAUCUUCUUUCCACUGGAGUAAACAAACGAGGGAGGUAUUGCCGCCAUUUUGAAUUUGGCAAUGUCACGUGGCCGCGCGUCGACUAAUCAGACGUUUUUCGCCGGUGAAAAUAUAACCCUAGCCUCCCACGUAUAGACAAUGUUUUGGCUCGAAACACACAUCCUCCCCCGGCUAAGAAUGCCUGCGUGGGAGGCUAUUUAAUAAUUAUUCCUUGAGCCCUCAUGGGCUAUGAGUCAAUAGCCCAUGAGGGCGAAGGCGAGAGGAAAAAUUGUUUUAGAAAAUCCAACUAGUUGGUAAAAAAUAUCGAGACAAAACAGCUUUAGCUAGCUAAAGCUAGACUUGAAUCAUUUUUUGCCCACCAAAUUGUAGGCGCGUUUCGCUACCAGUGGGCUGUAACAAAAAAAUAGCUCAACCAAUCAGAACGCAGCAUGAUAAUAGACUACUAGCAUGAUUUUACUAAUAUCAAAUAUAUCGUAUGUUUUUCCCUCUGACCGAAACGUUUUUCUCCGGCUUAUAAAUUGCGUUGCCUUUUUUCCCACAGAACGUUUUUGUUUGAGAAAUGAAAAAUCAUACCAAUAGAUUUUAUGCAUGAUUUUAUUUUUUUAUAAUGAUGAUCAGACGCCUUGAAGUCAUAAGCGAGGACGUUUAAAGAAUGGAUGAUCCUUUGCCUCUUAAUUUAUUUGCAAGAAACCUUUCGAAUUACGAAUUAUGAAGUCGAACUAUCUAAAGCGAACCUAGGGUUAGAUCACGCCCUAACCAUUAGGUUUCUCGAGAAUCAAUACGCCGGCAAAACGAGGAUGCUGCCAUCAGUCGUUUUUAUCAUGUAGACAUAAUUCAUACCCCGGUAUACAUCGAAAGGGCACACGUAACUACAAAACAGCGAAUACAGCUGUUAAGUUUAUAUAUGUUGAAAAAUAUUCAAUGUUUNUUAAAUAGUUUAGCUUCCUUGAAUAUAACGUUUUCUUUGGUAAGAUUUUCGUAGGAUGAAAGUUGCAUUAUGGUUUAGAAAACUAAUUCUUUUAAAUCACUUUUUGUUCUCUAAAAGGUUUAAUCUUUCUUGAUUUUUUUCUAGUAAUUCUUCAAUUCUUUUUAAUCCAUAUUCUAUUCUAAAUCCUAAUCUAUAUUCUAAUCUUUCCAUUUUUUCUUGCAUUAUUACAAAACUAUUAUCUAUACGUUUAUUAUUAAGAUCAAUUUCGUAAUGUAAUUUUCCUUCAUCCAUUUUUAUUAUAUGAUUAUAUUUUUAAAUUUUUUUAUUACCAAAGAAGUUUUGUUGACCAAUAAUUAGCUGAUUCCGGUUUAUUAUGUGUAAGUUCGUCCUGCUUAUUUUUGAUUUUAGUUGCCCUAGCUAGAUACUUUUCUCUUCUAUCUUUAUCUUGAUGAGUAAGAUAAUCUGGAUAUUUAGGAGAACCAAAAUGUACUUUUUUUCCACUUGGAAGAGUGACCAUGUAUUUGUUAUUUUUGCGAGAUGAAUAUUCAAGCGAUUCAGCACCGAGUUUUUGGUCUUUCUUAGUUAACUUUUUGAAAUCUUUUCCAGUAACAAUAUACCUAUCUUUUGGUAUAUAAUCAGUGUCCUCAUCAUGCCUAUAUCUAUCAUCAACUAUAAAGUCUAAAUCCUCUUGUGUAGGAGUAGUUUCUCUUGACCUAGGAGGAAUUUUUUCAGGACUAUUGUCACACGAUCUUGGGUCCAUUUUUAUUUAUUGAAUAGAUUAAUCUUAUAACAAAAAUGUUAUAGGAUUGUAAUGAACUAAUCACCGUAUUCUAUGAUAUUAAUCUUUUUAUAAAAAUUAAGACAUACUGAGAAUUCAGCCUCAAAUUUUUCAAUAUCAUCGUAACUUAAUAAUCUCGUUACAUUUUUAAACAAUUUAUCCAGUUCGACCUCUGCGCCAUGAUAAGUUUCUUUUACAUUUAUUGUUUUGAAUCUAUUAAAAUAAUCUUUUGCUUCAAUUUCACCUUCUUCAACUGAUUUAAUUAUUUCUUCUAGAUUUUCAUCAAUACCUUUGAAUAACCAGAAAUCAUCUUCACUAUCAAAUAGCAAUCCUUCUACUUGGACUGUAGUGGAGAUAUUUGCUUGUCUUGUUUGGUUUGUUGCUUUGCUUUUCGAUUUAAUACCCAUUUUAUAAUAUAUUUUAUUCCUUUAAAUCAAUUUUAUUUUUCCGAAACGAUUUUGAUGACAGAUUUAAUCAAUUUAAUUACAUAAAUUAAUCAAGAAAAUAUAAAAUUUGCAUUUUUUAGAGUACAAAAUUUUUUAGUCUAAUUCCGUUAUUGAAAAAUUGGUGGGUAAAUGACAGAAAAGAUUGGAGUAAUGACAGGGAAAAGUAGGUAAGAAUGUGUGUGGGAAUAAAUCAUUUAUUAACUACUAACAAUAAUUCAGAGAAACAGCUGCUUCAGAAAGUCUCCCGUAUAGCCACUCAUUCUAAUUUCAAUUUACAAAAUUAAUACCACCAACACCAUUUUGAAUGUUGCCGUCAUGGAAAACGAGACACAAAGCGUCCAAGUCAACUAUAUUUUGACCGUUGGCCACAUUAUUAUCAACGGCAUCGCUUGUCCCUUCACCGUUCUGUUUAACUUGUUGGUCAUCCUGGUGGUAAAGAGGCAACCAAGCCUACAGAGCAACACAAACAUCCUGCUUUCCUGUUUAGCGGUAACUGAUCUGUUGACUGGUCUCAUAGCGCAACCAUCAUUCGUUGUUUGGAAAACUUUGUAUGUUCUUAAAAACAUCGACUUUACUGCGGUCAAAGAGAUUCACAACUAUUUUUUACGUGCUUUUAUCAUAAGUUCAUCACUCCAUUUAAUGUUAGUAACUUGCGAGAGGCUGCUGGCGAUUAAAUAUACAAACCAUUAUUUAUACAUAGCCACAAGGCGAAAUAUUAAGGUAUCGGUCGUUUUAUCAUGGUUCUUUUCUUUCAUCAUUAGCGGAUUGAGGUAUAUAAAAUAUGAUAUUUCAAGAUAUGUAAUGAAAACUUUGCAUUUUCUUGCGAUAUCUUUUAGUGUUGUUUUUAUUGUAGUAGCUUACGUUAUUUUGUAUCUUGAAACUCUUCAUCACCGAAAGAAAAUCAGAACUCAGCAGCUUCCACAACAGGAAAUUGAAAGAUUCGUUAAAGAAAACAAAGCGCUGAAGACAACUGUACUUGUUGUAGGUGCCGUGGUGCUGUGUUUUCUACCGAUGGCCGUGUAUCAGCUGUUAACAACAUUGUCGUCGAGAGGAAAUAAAAAACUUCUUUAUGACACCGAACUGGUAGAGUUUCUGACUCUCAUGGUUCGCACGGCUAGCAUGUUAAACUCUCUUGUAAAUCCAUUGAUUUAUUGUAUGCGUCAGAAAGAAUUGAGAAAGUUUGUAUCAAGAUUACUUUAA
This is a messenger RNA of Porites evermanni, 9157 nucleotides long. The record is from the annotation of a GenBank genome assembly. NCBI's taxonomy places the organism in Eukaryota, Metazoa, Cnidaria, Anthozoa, Scleractinia, Poritidae.